Colius striatus (speckled mousebird) is the source of this 4482-nucleotide messenger RNA. RefSeq names its product scavenger receptor class F member 1 (gene SCARF1). Lineage: Eukaryota; Metazoa; Chordata; Aves; Coliiformes; Coliidae. The record is from RefSeq and is a predicted model, not a curated record. Gene Ontology annotation, molecular function: scavenger receptor activity. Bases 101 to 2941 code for a protein of 946 amino acids. The transcript has 11 exons.
AGCUUUGGGGGCGAUGGAGGAGGGUGCAGGGGAGAGAGAUGACCACAGGUGAGAUGCUCAGGCGGGCAGCAGCCCCUGCCUGGCUCUGCUGAGCCCUUGGAUGCCCAUUUCUGCUGCUGGGGUGGCAGCAGGAGCCAAAAAUAGCCCGUGGGGCCGCAUUCCCCUCCCUGCCUCACCCCUGAUGUCUGCAUCAGGGCACCUCCUCCCGAGUUUCCUGAGGAAGAAACCCAAGGCUGGCGGGAGGAAGAGGCUGCACCACGGGAGGGACGGGACAGAGGGGACAGAGGGGACAGACAGACGCUGCUGCAGCGCCGGGGAGCUGCUGGCGCCGGGGCCCUUGUGCCCCACCGCGAUGGGGAGCACCCAGCCCCUCCUCUACCUCCAGCUGUGGCUGUGGCUGCAGAGCUCUGCCCAGGAGCUCGACCCUGAUGGCAGGAACGUCUGCAGGCUCCCGGGCGGGCCGGGCUGCUGCCCCGGCUGGCGGCAGGAAGGGCAGGAGUGCACGGCCGCUCUGUGCGAGGGGCAGGAUGCCUGCGGGAUGGACGAGGUGUGCGUGAGACCCGGCCUUUGCCUCUGCAAACCCGGCUUCUUCGGAGCAGACUGCAGCUCCCGCUGCCCAGAGCAGUACUGGGGCCACGACUGCAAGCGGAGCUGCCCGUGUCACCCCAACGGGCGCUGUGACCCCGCGAGCGGCCGCUGCACCUGCGACCCCAACCACUGGGGCGAGCUCUGCCAGUUCCCCUGCCAGUGCGGCCCCCACGGCCACUGCGACCCCCUCAGCGGCUCCUGCCGCUGCCAGCCGGGCUGGUGGGGACCCACCUGCAAGAAGCAAUGUCAGUGCAACCUCUCCAGCUCCCGCUGCGACCCGCUCAGCGGGCACUGCCACUGCUUGCCGGGCUGGUGGGGCAGGAGAUGCAGCUUCAAAUGCUCCUGCAACCUCUCACCCUGCGCCCAAGAGACGGGCAAGUGCGAAUGCAAGCCGGGAUUUUGGGGGCCGGCUUGUCAGCGGCUCUGCGACUGUCUGCACGGCUCCUGCAGCCCCCUCAGCGGCCACUGCAGCUGCAGCCCUGGCUACCAGGGCAGGAGCUGCCGGGAGCCCUGUCCGGCUGGGAAAUACGGCUCUCAGUGCGUGCACAGCUGCGGGAGCUGCAAGCGCAGCCAGCCCUGCUCGCCCGUGGAUGGCUUCUGCUUGGCUUGUCAGCCCGGCUGGAACGGGACCCUCUGCAAGGAGCCCUGUGCCCCCGGCUUCCACGGCGACGGCUGCCUCCAGCCGUGUCCCCGCUGCCGGCACGGGGAGCCCUGCGACCCACAGACCGGGUCCUGUGCUCACUGUGAGCCCGGCUGGAUGGGACCCAGCUGCAACAGCUCCUGCCCCGAAGGCACUUUUGGGGAUGGAUGCCAGCUCCUGUGCCCUGAGUGUGUGGUGGGGAGCUGCGACCCCGUGUCCGGAGCUUGCAUCUGCCAGGCGGGCUACUGGGGAGACAGCUGCAACGAUACCUGCCCGGAGGGAUAUUUUGGCGUGAACUGCUCCUCGUCCUGCCAGUGCUCCCGGGGAACCUGUCACCCUGUGCGGGGUGACUGUGUCUUGAGUUUUAAAGACCACGGAGCCCUUGCAGCUGCCAUCCUCGUCCCUCUGCUGCUGCUGCUGCUCUGUGUUGCCUGCUGUUGCUGUGGAGCCAGCCCAGCAGAUGCUAGAGACAGGGCGGCCGUGGCGGAUGAUGACGUGGUGGCCAGGAUGAAGCACCACAUGCAGGGGGUGCUGGCAAACCUCAGUGCUCUGAUGCCUUGUUUUACCCUGGGGGCCUACAAACUUCCCAAAGUCACAGUUUCCCACCACGACACAGAAAUCCCCUUCAACCCCAGCUUCAUCGAGCCGCCGUCGGCCGCCUGGGUCUCAGACAGCUCCUUCUCUUCUUUUGACACUGACAACGAGGGGCCUGAGUACUCUGUCCCUCCCAGAGAAGGCAUCCCACUGCUGGGGGGUGCUGAGCUGCAGGAUGGGGCGUCCUCCCCCAGCGAGGUGCUCCCAGACCCAUCUGCCUUCAACUCCGAGGACGUCUCGCAGCCCUUCGCCAUCCCUCGUACCUCCAGCAUCGCCAAGGCCAAGAGACCCUCCGUGUCCUUCGCUGAGGGGACAAAGUUUGGCUCAGCAGAGACCCCCAGCCCCGGGCGGAAGCCCAAGAGCCCCUGGGGCCCAUCGAAGCUGUCCUCACAGCUGGGGGAUGUGGCAGCUGAGCCCCCCACUCAGCAGUCAGACAGUGAUUGCUAUGAGAACCCCCAGCCCCUUGGCAAAGGGGAGGAAAGCCACAGGGCAUCUCCACGGGGCACCCCGGGGGGACGCUGGAGGGGGGGUUCUGGCACCAGGCACGUGGCCCAGAGAGUUGAGGCACUCGAAGCAGCUGCUAAAUCCAGCAGCUGGGAGGCAAAGGGGAAGGAGCCCAAUGUCACCACCAUCUAUAUGAUGGUGGGGUCAGCUGGGCAGGACCCUAAAGCCGAGAGGGGUGGUGAGGGACCGGUCCAGGCCAUGCUGAAGCGACUGGGAAGCUUGCAGAGGGGCAAGUGGGAUACAAAGCAGGAGCCCAAGGUGAGGAGGAGCGUUGAGGCCAUCCAGAAACCGCCCCGCCGGGCCCUGGGGCAGCACAGAGACUCGGUGAAUAGCUGCAAGCAGAGGGACAGUGUCCCAGGGGCUCCCACUGAGCCACCCUCUGGCAAGCAGCAGCAUCUCCCUGGGAAGAGACUGUCCCUUCUUGCAUCUCCCUCAGUGAAAAGCAGCGAGGCCCAGGAUGAGGCUGGAGGUGCUGGAGGUGCCACAGACAGCAGCAAAAGCCCCGAGUUAGUCCUCAGCCUGGAACCAAAGGGAGAGGCUGCCCCAGAGCAAGAGCCCAAAUAUGAGAAUGUGACACCCUCCAGCCCUGCCAAGGAGCUGCCAACCACCACCUGAGCCACCAGCACCUCCUGGGCUGGGGCCAUGGGAGCCCAGGAGGACUUUCCAGCCUCAGCAUGAGGGGUGCCAAGGUCCCUCUCUGAGCUGUGGACUGCAGAAGCAUCGAGCCUUUCCAGUGACCCCCUUUUCCUCUGUGCUGUGGUGCUGGUGUGGACCCUCACUGGCUGGCAGGAUGGGUGAUGCUGGGAGCCUCAGCAGUGGCAGCCCCAGGGGCUUGUGGUGCUUCAGGGCUGUUUUCUGCUCCCCCCUGCCCCAUGUGCCCUGUUUUGUGUCUGCAGCAGCCCAGAGGGAUGGUGAUGCUCUGGAUGCAGUGGUGGAACCUCUGGUCCCCAUCAGCACCAGGCCUGGGGAUGUGCAUCCUCCUCCUGAAAGGGGCUGGGGCUCUGCUGGGAAAUGCAGGGGCAAAAAACAGUUUCACCCUGUUGGCUUUUAUUUCCCUGCCCCAGCUCUGCUAACACUGCUCAGAGCCCCUUGCUGUGAAGGUGCUUCUUGCUGGAGGGAAUUGUUUUGUGGAGCUGGGCUGGGGAGAGACGAUGGGCUGUCACAAGCAGCUUCCCCACAAGUGAAUGUUAACUGCUGAUCUGGAAUGGUAUCUGGGGCUGCAGGGCUUCACCUGUGUGGCUCUGGCUUUCCUGGCAGGCUCUGGCUGCCUUCAUUUCUAUGUACAUGCCCAGCACAUGAGGAGGCUGGUGGCACAGCACAGGGUUUAUCAAUGGCCUUUUUGCUGCAGCUGUGCAAGAGCAAGCAGGGCAGGAGGCUGUGGCCUGUGUGCCCAGCAACGUGUUUCCUUGGGUGGCUGAGGUGUGAUGAAGGUGCUGCAGCAUCUCCAGCACAGCCAGAGGACCUCAGGCAACACAACUGAGACGGGCACAAGGGCUCUGCCACCCGUGCAAAACGACUGAGAUGCCAAAGAGGGUUUGUGGCAUGAGCUGGUUUUAGAUAUAUCUCAGUGGUAGAAGUUUCUUGUGUAUUUUUUUCUGCUCUUUUGCAUGGCCUGAAAGCCUCUGAAUGAGAAUUAAAUGUUACCCAAGCCCUGCAAGAGCUGGGUGUCCCAGCUGCCUUCUCAAUUGAAGACAUGGCCAGAAGUACUCUCCAAAGUGUGGAAGCUUCAGGCUCUCAGGGCUGUGGGGGUUUGAAGUCUUCUGAGCCUCUUGAAUUCUGCACUCUCAGUCGUGGAGCUGAGCCCAGGGCAGAGAUUGGAGAGCAGAGGGCAGAGGGAAUGUGAGUGGGCUGGGAGCAUCUGGAGCAGCCACUGUACAGGCUGCAUCUCCCAGAUCACACGUUGAGCUCCAUGUGAGUCCUUCCUCUGCCGUGCCCCUGCUGAGCUGGGCUUUAGGGUUCAGGGUGUUUCAGAGGACAGUGUGUUUGCUUUUCCCCCUUUUGCUUUUCACAGGUGCUUCUCUGCAGCUCCACACCCUGAAUCCCCGCAGUGGCUGAGGCUUCCAGCCUUGCAGGCAGCGUGCAGCAACGUUCCCUGCUGUGACCAGAGCCCCAAAUAUCCCGACAUACAAAGGAUAAACAAGCUCAUUGUGGCAAGA